AUGGCUCCUAAUCCUCCUGAUCCCGAAGAAAUUCCAGAGGUUUGCAGAGAUGUUUUGAUCAAAUAUACGGAGUACGUGAUGAAACUGGGGCUUACUCUAUAUGAGCUACUCUCAGAAGCUUUAGGACUCAACCCAAAUCAUUUGGAAGACAUAGAAUGCGCGGAGGGGCUUUUCUUAGCUGGCCAUUAUUAUCCGGCAUGCCCUAAACCAGAAUUCACUUUAGGCCUUAGCGGCCACACAGAUAGCGGGUUCUUGACUAUUCUACAACAAGAUCAAAUUGGUGGCCUUCAAGUCUUUCAUGAGCAUAAGUGGGUUGAUGUACCUUUCCUGCCUGGAGCUCUAAUAGUGAACAUUGGUGACUUAAUGCAGUUAAUCACAAAUGAUAAGUUCAACAGUGUUCUUCACCGUGUGCUGGCUAAAAAUGUCGGACCAAGAAUAUCAGUUGCAUGUCUUUUCAGAAUGCAAUUUCAAAAGGCAGAAUCCAGACUAUACGGGCCAAUCAAGGAGUUGUUAUCAGAGGAAAACCCUCCAAUAUAUCGGGAACCAAGCAGAAAUGAGUACGUUGCUUAUCUAUACAACAAAGGGCUCGAUGGAACGUCUUUAUUGUCACAAUAUUUCAAAGUACAGAAAGAGUGACAGGCUCUGA
Molecule: messenger RNA, 646 nt
Organism: Solanum pennellii
Lineage: Eukaryota; Viridiplantae; Streptophyta; Magnoliopsida; Solanales; Solanaceae
Product: deacetoxyvindoline 4-hydroxylase-like
Source: RefSeq, a predicted model, not a curated record